UGUAUAGCUGACAGCGCGAAUGUCGUCUUGGUGGGACAAGUACCUGGCGCCAGGUGACAUUCGUCAAUAUCAUCAACCAUCUAGCAAGCAUGCGCCGAUAGAACAACCAGUCCAUGCAUCGCCAGACCCGUCGCAACGAAACACUCCCGUAAAGCGAGUCGACGCCGCAACCCGAGCACGAAGACAAAAUGGAUUAUUAUUAGGUGGAGUCGCGUUCACAUGUCUAUCAGCAUUCGUCACGAGGAGAGCGCUGGCGAAGAAGCAUCUUGCGGCAUAUCCCAAAUUUGUCAAGGCAGUGCCAGGCCAGGGACAGAAGAUGGAUGUCCCAACGUUUGCACCGUCAAAUACGCAGCCCAAGGCUGAAGGCGGUCUCGAUGCAGCGGAGGCGCUGUUUCUUGCUACCUUGAACGUCGCAUCAGUCUUCAUGCUGGGAACUGGAGCGUUCAUGAAGUACAACGACAUUGCGGAUGUGGAAGACAUGAGAAAUUGGGUCAGAGAGGGUGUCGGGUACGAUGUGUACGCAGGCGACUCAGAAGCAGAUAAAGAGAUUGAAACUUGGAUGGCUGAUGUGUUGAGCCGUAAAGAUGGUGUAGGAGAUCUGAAGACCUCCAUCGUUGAGAAGAUGGCAGAGCUGGCAGAGCUUGGCAAGAAGAAGUCGGUCAGUCAGGAGCUUGCAGAGCUUGAGAAAAAGAAGAAAGCAUUGGAGGCGCGCGAAAGGGCUUGAUGAUGCUCAACCAAGAUCUUUUCGCUCUUCGAUUUCGCUGGAAGGUCGGCGGUGGAAGGUUUAUGGGAAACAGCGUCUUAUGAGCGCCAUGAAUCCCUCGCACAUCAUCCUGUGGCCUCCCCAGAUUUGUGGCGAAGUAUACGAAAUGCCUUCCAUACCACCGACGCGACGUGUCCGUUGCGUUGGAGUCCUGGGAGCCAGGCUUGAGCAACUUCUCGCUGCUUUCAGCUCAAGGCGCAUGAGGAGUGUCCUCUCUCUUCUGUGAAUAGCAGCUCCGCUAUGUGAUAGAGGCACAGCUAGUGCAUGGGUGAUAGACGGCACAAUUCUGGACCCACGCUGAGCCCAGGACCAACGAACAAUGUUAUUGUUCGAGGCAAUGUGAUCCAUUCGCGAUCAAGUCAUGGAAAGGUCUCCUGGGAGUACAGAAAUGGUGAGAGGUAACGAUCAAUUUGUAACAAAUCUGUAGUAUAACUGUGGCCACCAUGCCCUGCAC
Messenger RNA from Pseudocercospora fijiensis CIRAD86, 1217 nucleotides. RefSeq lists its product as uncharacterized. The transcript has a single exon. Gene Ontology annotation, cellular component: mitochondrion. NCBI's taxonomy places the organism in Eukaryota, Fungi, Ascomycota, Dothideomycetes, Mycosphaerellales, Mycosphaerellaceae. The record is from RefSeq and is a predicted model, not a curated record. The coding region runs from base 20 to 724 and encodes 234 amino acids.